AUGUCUAACUUUAUUUCAAAUUCAAGAAUAGUUCAUGAAGUUUUUGGACAGUUCAAUAAAUCAGAACCACUUGCAUACAUUUUAAAAGAAAUAUUAUGUGCUAAAGCCAUAAUUAGACAGACUUUGAACAUAGUAAAAACAAAAAAUAAUGUUGAUAUUGAAAAUUUUCUUGAUGAACAAGAUGGAUAUCACAUACCUCCUAGGGCUGUUGACAUGCCUAAAACUUUUAUAACUCUGGAACUUAAUAAUAAAAUUAGAUAA
Molecule: messenger RNA, 261 nt
Organism: Diversispora eburnea
Lineage: Eukaryota; Fungi; Glomeromycota; Glomeromycetes; Diversisporales; Diversisporaceae
Source: the annotation of a GenBank genome assembly